Serpula lacrymans var. lacrymans S7.9 is the source of this 1070-nucleotide messenger RNA. RefSeq lists its product as uncharacterized. The coding region runs from base 58 to 975 and encodes 305 amino acids. Gene Ontology annotation, biological process: protein ubiquitination; modification-dependent protein catabolic process. The record is from RefSeq and is a predicted model, not a curated record. The transcript has 5 exons. Gene Ontology annotation, molecular function: protein tag activity; ubiquitin protein ligase binding. Gene Ontology annotation, cellular component: cytoplasm; nucleus. NCBI's taxonomy places the organism in Eukaryota, Fungi, Basidiomycota, Agaricomycetes, Boletales, Serpulaceae.
GUUCAACACCUUUGUUUCCAUCCACGACUAGACCACCUAAAUUCUCAAUCAAUUAUCAUGCAGAUCUUUGUUAAGACUCUUACCGGCAAGACCAUCACCCUCGAGGUUGAGUCCUCCGACACCAUCGACAACGUAAAGGCUAAAAUCCAAGACAAGGAAGGUAUCCCUCCCGACCAGCAGCGUCUCAUCUUUGCCGGCAAACAAUUGGAGGAUGGUCGCACCUUGUCGGAUUAUAACAUCCAGAAGGAGUCUACCCUUCAUCUGGUGCUGCGUCUUCGUGGAGGAAUGCAGAUUUUUGUCAAGACUUUGACUGGGAAGACCAUCACCCUUGAAGUGGAAUCAUCUGACACCAUCGAUAACGUGAAGGCAAAGAUUCAGGACAAAGAGGGUAUUCCCCCUGAUCAACAACGACUUAUCUUUGCGGGAAAGCAGCUUGAGGAUGGUCGCACUCUGUCUGAUUAUAACAUUCAGAAGGAGUCCACUCUUCACCUUGUGUUGCGUUUACGUGGUGGAAUGCAAAUCUUCGUGAAGACUUUGACUGGAAAGACAAUCACUCUUGAGGUGGAGUCUUCAGACACCAUCGACAACGUCAAGGCGAAAAUUCAAGACAAGGAGGGAAUUCCUCCCGAUCAACAACGAUUGAUUUUUGCUGGAAAGCAAUUGGAGGAUGGUCGUACAUUGUCAGACUAUAACAUUCAGAAGGAGUCUACCCUUCACUUGGUCUUGCGUCUUCGUGGUGGUAUGCAGAUCUUCGUGAAGACAUUGACAGGGAAGACGAUAACGUUGGAAGUGGAGUCGUCAGACACCAUCGACAAUGUGAAGGCUAAGAUCCAGGAUAAGGAGGGUAUCCCACCUGACCAGCAGCGAUUGAUCUUUGCCGGUAAACAGUUGGAGGACGGUCGGACGCUUUCCGACUACAACAUCCAGAAAGAAAGCACUCUCCACCUUGUUCUUCGUCUGCGUGGUGGUAACUAAGUCUUCAAAUGUCACUGCAUGAGUCCAUACCUUUCCUGUGUUAUCAUUUUACACAUUGUAUUUGUCGUAGCCUGAAAUAACCAUUGUUGUACACC